Molecule: messenger RNA, 3409 nt
Organism: Felis catus (domestic cat)
Lineage: Eukaryota; Metazoa; Chordata; Mammalia; Carnivora; Felidae
Product: putative protein TPRXL
Exons: 4
Coding region: 1075-1524 (149 amino acids)
Source: RefSeq, a predicted model, not a curated record
UGUGCAGGGACGGCUGGCAGGCCCUCCCUAGUCACCGGUUCUGAGCCAGCCCCUGCGGAGCCCUGGGGCCAGUGGGGCUCAGACACAAGGUGGCCUCAGGGCAGGCGUCAGCCGCUCCGCGGUUAAGCGUGCAGCCUUUGGGGUCAGAUAGGCCUCGGCCUGAGCCCAGUUCUGCCAUUUCCCAGAUGACUGCCUUUUGAUAAACUUCAGCCCCAGGCUGGCUGGCAGGAUGAGAAGUCGUGCCUGGCACAUAAGCACUCUCCUGUUAGUGGUUUUCAGCUUUCAUGCAACAAAUAGGUCCUAGGCGAGGCUCUAGAAACUCAAGGACAGAUGUGACGGUUUCAGUGUCAUCCCUUUGCUUAUUCAGAGUUCCCUCAUCUGUGCGGUGCUCUGUGCUCGGUGUCAGGCAUGAGACUAACUCUGAUUGUAAGUCACGUUUACGGAGCUCGCGCCGUGCCGGGCACUGUUCCAAGCACUUGUAUGUGUCAUAAAUCGCCAGUACUGCCCCAUUUCCUUCGAGGGAACAGAGAUGACACCCAGAAGGUGGCAGUGCUGGCAUUCAGCUCCGGGUCAGAGGCUUCCCUUGAAUCCUACACUGGUCAGAGAUGAGCCAUGGUUUGCUGGGGUGGUGAUGGUCAUGCUGAUGGUGGUGGCGUGGGGUGCAGGGUCUUAGGGGCGGACUGCAGAGCAGCCUGCCCAGACGUGUUCCUCGAGGAGUCAGUGCCAUCUAAUGACACCCAAGGAAAGAUGGUCUUGGUACAGGAGUCCCCUGCUGGCUGAGGUCAGUGAGCGAGCAGAUGUGUCCCCUCACGCAGGAUCUCAGGAAGGUCAGGGACACGGAAGGGGGAGUGCCCAAGCUGCCAUGUCCUUCUUCCUUGGACAGACCCAAGUAUCCCAGGCUCCUCCCAAGGCUGACCUUCCGGUCCCUUCCCCCUUCUCUGGGUUCCGCUUCUUCCACUCCUGGCUUCCCUGUCUUCCUCCCUACUGCCCUGGCCCGCAGUUCUCAGACUUCUCUCUCUACUCCCUCUUUUGGCGUUUCCCGGCGCCCCACAGAGGGAGGCGUAUUUUGCACGGAUGCGCCGGGCUCACCAGAACCGCACGUCCCUCUCAGAGGAGCAGUUGCGGGCAGCUGUGACAGCUGAGAGGACCAUGGGGCCCCCAGAGGGCAGGGGCCGGGCACAGCGGCUAUCGGAGGUGGAUGAGGCCCAGAGGCGGAUGGAUGCCGAGAUCUGGCAGCUCCUUUCCAGCUUUGCUGCCCACCCCCAGCCCCCUGCCCCGGGGCUCUUGCUCCAUCCCCAGCCUGCAGCUGCCCUACAAGCAGCUCUCCCUUCCUCCUCCUCCUCCUCCUCCCCCUCCUCCUCCUCCUCCUCCUCCCCUUCUUCCUCCUCCUCUUCAGCUUCUGCGCCUUCCUCAGCAGGCUCUCAGUUCUCUCUCUCCUACGAAGGCUUCUCUCUGCUUCCUGGGAGCCUCUAUUAUUGGCAGCUGCCCCAAGCCUUCCUGGGGAACAAGGUAACAAGGAGCUAGGGGUUAACAGGGUGUCAUCAAAACCUAAAAUAUUCGAGAGCCCUUUUUCAAAGUCCUUUAUGACACAGAUGGGUAGGUAGAUCAAGGCCCGGAGAGGGGAAGGGACUUGCCUGGUGUCCCAUCAGUGGCCACAGGCCCUGGCGGGGACCCGUCUCACCCAGGAGGCUUUACCCCAUAUCCAGCUCACUCACCUAGCUCUUGGCUCUGCAUUCGUUCCUUCAGGAAGCAUUAUUUUAGCACUUCCUGUGUGCUGCGUUGUAUCUGGGCAGAGGACGACCCUGGCCCUGGUCGUUCCUGUCAUCGCCAGCAUCAUCAACGUCAUCAUCACCGUUGGCAUUAGUGUUAGGAUUGACGUCAGCUCCGCCUUGUUCCAAAAACUAUUUAGAAUGCCUCUUAAGAAUAUGCAUAAUAUGCCAUGAAAUAGCAUUCAGAGAGGCAGCUGGGACGGAAUUGGCAUGAUCUGGGGGGAAUGGGGAUAAGAAAGAUCUGCCGAAGCUGAGAGCACAGCCAGGUGUGUGAGGAGCUGGCAGGCAAGGAGGCCGUGCACUCUGGGGACACUCUGCUCAGGGCAGUAUUUUACAGAGCCUUUGUCACUUAAUCUUUGUGCUACCCUUCAAGGUACAUAUUAUUUUUAUUGCUAUUUCCAUAAGAGGAAAGUAAGACUCAGGUUAGGUGCCUUGUCCGGGGCUGUCCCGCCAGUACAGUUGGACUUGAACUCCAGUCUUAGACUUCAGAGUCUGCUCCCUGAGCAGACUCCCCGAGCCACCCUGCUGCACACGCCUGCAGCUUGGUCUGGAAGCAGUGAUGAACCUGCUGGCAUCCAAAGCAAGCAGGAAACUAAGUUGUUUCAUGGUUAUCCAGUUAUGCCUUAGAGUUCCUUCCCUCACCCUGAGCUUGUGGAAAACAUCCUCAGGACAGUAUAGCUCAAUUCCAGCAUGUAGUCAGUAGGCAUUGAGUAAGUGCUCACCAACUGAAUGAACACAAAAAUGAACAGAUGGGCUAGGCCUGAUGCGGUGUGGUAUUGAUCCGAACAUCUGCCGUGGUGGCAGAGGAGAGAAAGGAAAGUCCUGGGACAGAGCUGGGGCCUUGGCUGCCCACGUGAAAGCCCCCAGCAGGAAGCCUAAGGACUCUCUCAGUUGUGAGCGAUGGAAAACCCAAGUACAGCCAGCUCCUGCAACUACAAAGUCCGAGGAAGCUGGUGUCAGGCAUGGCUGGGUUCAGGGGCUCAUUAGGACUUUUACCUCCAUUGGCAUCAUUCUCCGGCUUCCAAUCUGACUAGUAAAGGGGGUACCUCUGUCCGUGGAAGGAGCAGAAGUGCCAGGUUUACGUGUCCAUCCCCGACAGAGUGGAAGAGAAUGGUGGAAAAUGCACAUUGGCCAGACCUGGCUCACGUCUGCCCUCAAACCACAUGGCCCGCACGUAGGACAUAGUUUCCUUUAAAGGAAACCGGGCCGUAGUUUGCAAAAAAAACAGGGAAAUGGAUUCUAAGCAGACAAAAACCACCUGCCCAAGGGACAAGGCCUCUGAAGGCGCACCCUCAGCCCUACCCCCACGGCCGGGAACUUGUAAACCUUCUGGGGCAAGCUCAUGAUGAUCACCAUCAGUAUCCCUGUCUACUUUUUGGGAAAUGUCUUCAAAGGGAAAGGGACUUGAAGCUUGUUUGCUGAGCUGUCGAGGCUGCUCAGGGUCACCACCGGCAGGUCCAAGACAGCAAAGGAACUGACAGGUGCCUGUCUCCUUGGCAACCAGGGGCCAAGCGCACUGGCCUCCGGUUGAACGGAGGGGACAGCGCAGGUACAGAAAAGCCUUGAGAAGCUCCGCCCACUCACCGGUAGGGUCACACGCACCGUGGAGGAAGGCAGAGUCGGGCUGUGACUGCAGGGCU